Molecule: messenger RNA, 1206 nt
Organism: Cylas formicarius (sweet potato weevil)
Lineage: Eukaryota; Metazoa; Arthropoda; Insecta; Coleoptera; Brentidae
Product: serine-arginine protein 55-like
Exons: 1
Coding region: 148-924 (258 amino acids)
Biological process (GO): mRNA splice site recognition; alternative mRNA splicing, via spliceosome
Cellular component (GO): cytoplasm; nucleus; ribonucleoprotein complex
Molecular function (GO): mRNA binding
Source: RefSeq, a predicted model, not a curated record
UCUGUGAUUAGCCAUUCUUUCUUAAGAACUGUCACUUCCAUUUUGUGUUGUGCUGUUUACGCGGCGUUUCGAGAUAUCGAAAUUGCUGGUUUUAAUUAUUUUAUAGCUGAACAUUCACACAGAGUGCAAAUUUCGGUAUUGUUCAUAAUGAGUACCCGUGUUUUUGUGGGUGGUCUCACUUACAAAAUCCGCGAACGCGAUAUCGAAAAAUUUUUUCGCAAAUAUGGCCGAAUUAGGGAAGUCUCGAUGAAAAAUGGCUAUGCUUUUGUAGAGUUUGAAGAUCAUCGUGAUGCUGAAGAUGCGGUUUAUGAAAUGAACGGUAAGGAACUUAUGGGAGAUAGGGUUACUGUAGAAAGGGCACGCGGAACCCCGAGGGGUAGUGACCGUUGGCGCGACAGUAGGGAUAGAGGAGGCUAUGGAGGUCCACCAAGAGGCCGCGAUAGGGAUCGUGAUCGUGAUCGCGAGCCAAGGGGAAGAGAAAAAUACGGACCUCCCACCCGCACAGAGUAUAGAGUUGUAAUAGAGAACCUAUCGAGCCGUUGCAGUUGGCAGGAUUUGAAAGAUUAUAUGAGAAAAGCUGGUGAAGUAACUUACGCAGAUGCUCAUAAGCAAACUCCAAAUGAAGGCGUGGUAGAGUUUGCCAGUUAUAAUGAUAUGAAGAAUGCUAUAGAAAAACUAGAUGACACUGAAGUAAAUGGCAGAAGAAUUCGAGUCAUUGAAGCUAGUAAGGCUGCCAAACGCAGUAGAUCCCAUUCCAGAAACAGAUCCAGAUCUCGUUCACAAAGUGGUAGACGGUCAAAUUCACCCAAGAAAUCAACUUCCAGGUCCCGUUCUAGAUCAAGAAAUGGACGUUCUAGGUCACGUUCCAAGGAAAAUGAUGACAACAGGUCAAAAUCAAGAUCUAGAUCAAAUGACAGAACCUAAUUGUAUUCUCAAUAUGAGAUUUAAUUGUGCCAAGUUGGCAAAAAUUUGUAUGCUUAUUUUCUUAAUUAUUCCUGCUAGAUAUGUAAAUGUUUAAUCCUUUUUUUAUUGGCUAAUGUUUUGGUGGUCAUAUUAUCAUGAUAGACAUACAGUACAGUUUAUUCACUUCAUUUAAACAAUCCAGUAGUAAUGUUCUGCUUAGAUAUAGUUAGCCAAACUCUUCUCAUAUAGAUUUGUUUUAUUUGUCAAAUUUGGGAUUUGUAAUAAUAAAAAUAUGCUUCUUGA